CGCUUUGAGCGCCUCUGAUCUCUGUGGUCCUCGUAGCCUUAACGCUCGAGACGCUUUUAAUUAGACGCUUCCCAGCCGCGCUCCUUCCUGACUUUUUAAUUCUCUUCCAACUUUUUAUUUUUAUCUCUUUCUUAGGAAACUUCUUAAAACGUGCACGUAUGCUAAUCAGCAGGUGAUAAGGAAUUACUCCCCUUCCUUUCUGUGAAAUACGUAAAUUCGACUCCUCUUUUGAAGAAGCUGUGGCCGCGCGCGGCGUGUUCCGGUCCACUUCCGGCCUCCUCGGACUCGUUGGGUUCGGAUCCGUGGACGUGGAAAAACUCACCUGGAUCCUCGGAGCUUCGGACGUUCAGGUGAAGCACAAAGAAAAACGCAGCAGAGCUGGCAACCAUGAAAGGCGGAAUGGCAGAUCGUCUAAAGAUGGGAGUUUUUAUCAUCAUGCUCCUGUCAGUUGCAGCUUCAGAUGAACAUGACCUUUUCCUGGAGUUUUGCGGCAAAUGGCGACACGACAACUCCAACCUGAGUCUGAACAUCAGCGUAUCCAAGGGCUGCUCUGGCAUCACUGUUUCAGCCAACGAGAGCUCUUUGUCUGUCAAAGGAAGCGUCACAGCUAAGUGUAAAAGGAUGGAAGUGAUUCCUCUCAUGAAGUAUCCAGAAGAGGAUCUAGACUUCUGUUUGUACUGGGAGCCUCUGCUGGACCAGCUCACGCUUGAGGUUGAGAAAGAAAGCUUCAUUCUCUGCCCUCCUUCAAGUCCUGCAGAAAAUUGUUGCACUGACCUGAGUCUAAUGGGAAUUGAGCUUGAUUCACGCUAUGGCAUCGCCGAUGCAAGAGUCCGAACUGAUAACGUUACACACAAAACCAGGUCAAGCUACAGCUUCCAAGGAGAAAUCACCAACUGCAAGAAAUUGUGUGACCAGGCUAACCAGACCUAUGUGAAAGGGUCUCAAAACACUCAACAUCCCUGCGCUCAGAAAUUUGUAAAAGAGAUAAAGAAAGCUAUCAGUGAUGAGAAAGUCUCACUUAAGGUAAGAUGGCACAGACCACAAGGCAGCAGCCUCUGCAGAGAUUCCCAGAUUUCCCUGCAGCCCUGCUGGAGGAAGACCCAAGACCGAUGCAGCGUCUGCAUCAUAGCAGCAGACUCUCCAAUCCGUCUAUCGAGCUCCCAGUCCAUUUUCCCACCAGCCGACACUCCUACUGUCUCCAUCCCAUCCACCAUGAAAACAAAAAUGAAGGUGGAGAACAAAGUGUCCGUCACCUUUUUUAAGAACAACUCUCUGUUCCAGGUUGGCUACGAGGAGGUUCAGCUUCUCAAUGAUGUGGUAGAAAUCACAGUGGAGAAUGAGGUCAUCGCUAAUCUGACUGAGCCCAUAAGCAUCGACUUUCACCAUAACCUCCUACCUUGGAACUAUAAAAGGAAAUGUGUUUCCUGGGACACUCUGAAAGAUCCCUUGAAGGUGAACUGGUUGGUGGAUGGAUGCAUGACAAAACGGAAAGGAGCGAAGCACACGGUGUGCGAGUGUGACCAUCUGACUUACUUCUCAGUGCUGGUGCAAAUGGAGCUUAAACCAGUGCGCCACCUACUGGCCCUGUCUGCCAUUUCCUCUGUGGGCUGUGCUACAUCCUUCAUCAGCUGUGUCGCCGUCAUCAUCUUUUUCUGCAGGAACAGGAGACGAUCAAAAGAGCAGUCCAUCACCAUCCACAUGGGCUUAGCCGUGUCUCUGGCCGUCCUCAGCCUGUUCUUCUUCUUUACUGGGGUUCUGGGCAACGUGGAGGUGGAGAGCAUGUGUAGCUGGGUGGGCGCCAUGCUCCACUACGCCCUGCUCAGCUCCCUCACCUGGAUGGGGAUAGAAGUGUUCAACACCUUCUGGAUGGUCUACAUGGUGUUCAGGCCGUCCCCGAGACCCUUUGUGUGGCUCCUCAUCGGCUUUGGUCUCCCAGCCGUCCCGGUUGCCAUCCUCUCUCGUGUGGGAAACAUCUAUGGCGUUGUAGAGAUCGUGCCAGCCGACGACAUCUCCACACCGUAUCGGAUGUGUUGGAUGAACAUGAGCGACCAAAAGACAAUCCUGGCUGCAUCGUUCACCACCAUGACGAUGCUGGUCAUCUUGGUGUUCUCUGGGGUCAUCAUGCUGUUCCUGGUCUACCGGGAGAUCCGCACCAGGGACGAAUGGAAGCAGAGCAGAGUGGCUUUCCUCAGCAUCUGGGGCCUGAGCUGCCUCUUUGGAACAACUUGGGGUCUCAUCUUCCUGAACUUCAGUCCCCUCGCUGACUUUUACAACUUCCUCUUCUGCUUCCUGAACUCUUUUCAAGGUUUCUUCCUGAUGGUGAGGUUCUGCAUGCUGGACUGGAUCCGCAGACAGGCCAGCAAGUCGGUCCUGGGCAGCACCAGCUCUGGAUCUGUCAAACAACACAUGCUGCAAACCACAGAGAAGAGUUAACCGCACCGAGUGAAACACGUGGAGUCCAGUUUAACCUGUUUAUAAAAAAAAGAAAAUGAUUAUGAGAUUAUGGGAGUCUGUUCUGAGAUCAUAUCAACGUAAACGAAAAGAUUCCCUCUAGAUCCAGUGUUGUCAGGUCGGGUGAAGAUGUGUGGGAGUUUAUGCUGUAAUGUACCAGCUCACCUGGUGAGACUCCGCCCAUCGCUCUGAGCGUCCAGGUUAUGAUGAGGGAAUGAAAUCCCUUAUAAACUACUGAUUGUAUCCUAUUAAGCUUAAAGAGAGUCUCAUACAGACCAGAAUGUUAUCCAAACACCUCUAUAUCAUCAUUAUAUCUGAUUCUAAUCCAUCAGCCAUAAUAACAUGACCGACCAUCUGAUUAUAUGAAAUCGAUCAGCUUUACGUCUCCAGAAGACCUCUGGACUGUCUGGUCUCUGACGAAGGACAGCUGGCUUUGUUCUGUUAGGGUCUGGCUCUGAAAUGUGAAUAUGAAUUUACUUCCUAUAGAUGCAACAAAAUGCAUAUUUUUCAGAACACAUUUAAAUCAUCUAAGAUGAAUUCAUAGUGGCGCCAGAUGGGGGACGACGAGUCCAUGAAGCAAUUUUCUGGCUAAAGAGGCUUAAAAUUCCAUCAGAUGUUUAAAAAUAAGCUGAGCAAAUUAAUUUGGAUAAACCCUGUGUGAUGACAGGCCAAUCAGAACGUCUAAAUGCAUUCUAGCAGGCAGUGAACACACCGUAACCAGGCUCUACUAGGUCACACUGUAACACUCUUCAGUGUGGGAGGUGUUACAGAAUGAAAAAGACUUCCAAAUUAUUUAUUAUCAGCAGAAGGGAGGUGUUUGUUAAUAAUCUCAAACAGUUUUAGGAAGCUGUUUUUCAGAAAGAUUUGCUCUUUACUACGUUUAAGAACCGUCCAACUAUAUCUGAUUGAAUCAGCCUGUGAGAGAGAGCCAGACUAACAGCCGAUAACAGGAAGGCUCGACUUAUUACAGCUUUAUCCAGCCUGUUUGUUGAGGAAUUUGCUGGAUUAGAAAAUGUUCGAACUCUCCUGUUGUUGAUGAUACACAUGGAGACUGCUAGCAAUGCUAACAGCUAAUAUAAGAUUCAAAAGUCUUUUUACUAUAUUAUUUAGGGAUGCAGGAUAUAAUCGGCCCCCUAUCGGUAUCGGCCUUAAAACUGAAUAUCGGACAUCGGCCA
Messenger RNA from Cyprinodon variegatus (sheepshead minnow), 3626 nucleotides. It is a transcript of the gene adgrg1, whose product is annotated as adhesion G-protein coupled receptor G5-like. The transcript is spliced from 17 exons. Gene Ontology annotation, biological process: adenylate cyclase-activating G protein-coupled receptor signaling pathway; cell surface receptor signaling pathway. The record is from RefSeq and is a predicted model, not a curated record. Bases 388 to 2433 code for a protein of 681 amino acids. Gene Ontology annotation, cellular component: membrane. Gene Ontology annotation, molecular function: G protein-coupled receptor activity. Lineage: Eukaryota; Metazoa; Chordata; Actinopteri; Cyprinodontiformes; Cyprinodontidae.